This is a messenger RNA of Vidua macroura (Pin-tailed whydah), 7893 nucleotides long. RefSeq names its product collagen alpha-1(VII) chain-like. Bases 441 to 7628 code for a protein of 2395 amino acids. The transcript is spliced from 86 exons. The record is from RefSeq and is a predicted model, not a curated record. Gene Ontology annotation, molecular function: protein binding; serine-type endopeptidase inhibitor activity. Lineage: Eukaryota; Metazoa; Chordata; Aves; Passeriformes; Viduidae.
CACCUGAAACAGACAAAAAGGGAAGAAAAUUCAAUUUAUUCUCUUGCUGCUCCAUUACCUGGAGUUUUUCCCUGAAUUCCCUUCUGCAGGAAUAUUUCCCUGGCACCAGCUGCAGCUCCCUGGCAGCACGAGAGGCAGCAGGGUUGACUCCCAGCUCCUUGAUUUUUUCCUGGAAUCUGCAGGAUUUCCAGUGUGUCCCGGAGUGCUCAGCUCCCUUCCCAUCUCUUCAGAUGAAGCAUCUCAAAAAUGCUGAAUUUUGGAUGCUCCCCUUUUGUCUCCCGUGGAGCAGCCUGUGGAAGUUUCUCCGCCGCGGAUUCCCGGUGGAGGGACCCACCCCGGGACGCUCCGGGCCUGGGGGAGGAGAGGCCGGCGCCGGGUGAGGGACUCUCCAGGCUCUGUGCUGACUUCCAGGAAUUCCCAGGAGCUGCUUCCCGAGGGAAAUGUUGUGUUUCCAGAUCCUUGUCCUGGCGGUGGCCACGGGGCCAUUCCGAGCUGGGGCUGCUCAUGAAGCCUGCAGGACAGCAGAGGUGGCCAAGGUUCUGUUCCUCGUGGGGCAGUCGGAGGCUGCAGGGAAGGAGAGCUCACGGCUGCUCCAGGAUUUCAUCGGGAGCGUGGCCAGGUCCUUCGAGAACGCGGAGAUGGGAAGAGGAGGAGUCCAGCUGGGCCUGGCUCUGUAUGGGGAGACACCAAGGAUGAGUGUUGAGCUCACGGAUUACGUGACCAUCAAAGAAACGCUGGAUGCAGUUCAGGAUCUCUCCUUCCAAGGCAGCAGCCUCCAAACAGGCUCAGCCCUGGCUUUUGCAGCUCAGGCUUUGGCACCCAAGGACACCCUGAGAGAGGAGGCAGCCAAGGUGGUGGUUCUGAUCACGGAUGGGAAAUCCAGCGAUUCCGUGGAAGAGGGAGCUCAGAUCCUGCAGGAUGGGGGGGUGACAGUGUUUGCUGUGGGGAUUAAGGAUGCUGACAAGAACGAGUUGGGCAGGAUUGCUUCCGAUCCCACUGCGGAGCACGUGCUUUACGUGGAAGAUUUCCAGCUGCUCCCAAACGUGGCUCCCAAACUCUCUCGGAGGCUCUGCUUCACCGCCUCAGAGCCACCGCGUCCUGUCAAGCAGAGGGUGCAAGCUGAGCAGAUCCUGGGCCCUCGGGAGCUGCGUGUCAGCGAGCACAGCCACAGCUCCCUGAGGCUCUCGUGGGUGGCAGCCACGGGCAGGGUGACAGGGUACAGUGUCCAUGUCCACCCCUCGCUGCCACCGGGGCAGCCGGAGCCAGAGCACCAGCGGCAGAUGGAGGUGGAUGGGGACACAACCACGGUGCUGGUGACAGAUCUGAAGCCCAGCACCAAAUACGUGCUCACGGUGAGGGCCAGCUAUGGAGGGGCCCUCGGGGAGCCGGCAGCCACCAAAGGGAAAACAACUCCUGUGCCUCCAGUCACCAAUUUCCGUGUGAUAGAAGAAGGACUUUUCAGCCUCAAGGUGGCUUGGACACCUCCCCUGGGCAAACUGGAGGGUUACAAGAUCUACAUCCCCAGGGCCAACAAGCCCGGGGUGACCCUCGAGCAGAUCCUGCGGGGCGAUGUCUCUUCCCACCUGCUGGAAAACUUGCAGGAGGACAGGGAAUACAGCAUCAGCAUCUACGCCGUGUAUCCUGAGGGGCCGAGCCAGCCCGUGGCUGCCCUGGGGAGGACACUGAAGCUCCUGCCUGUGGAGAGCCUCUUGCUGCAGAACGAGACCACGGACACGCUCCAGGCCCGGUGGAGCCCUGUCCGGGGAGCAACGGGAUACAGGCUCACCUGGACAUCAGCAGAGGGCAGCAUCCAGGACGUGACCCUCGGCAGCUCCUACAGCUACUACAUGAUCCAGGGGCUGGAGCCGGGCAUGGAGCACACGGUGACCAUCAACCCCAUCUUUGGGGACAUCGAGGGACCGGUGGUGACUGGCAGAGCCACCACGGUGGCAUCCAGCACUGUCCAGAUGCUGAAAGUGAGCGAGAUCUCCAUCAACAGCCUCCUGGUGUCCUGGGAUUCAGUCAUGGGAGCCACUGGGUACAGGGUGGCCUGGGGUCCGACACCAGAAUUCUUUGGCAAGGACCGUCCCCGUCACCUGUCCCUCAGCAAGUCGGUGACGUCCCACCGGCUCCGCAGCCUGGCCCCUGACACCGAGUACGUGAUUUCUCUGUCCGUGCUCUUCGGCUCCGGGGAGGGCCCUGGGAUCACCACCUCGGCCAGGACGGCUCCUCUGGGAUCUGUCUCCAACUUCAAGGUGACGUCGCACACCAGCACCAGCCUGUCCUUGGCCUGGAGUGCCACAGCCGCUGCCACCAAAUUCAAACUCACCUGGAGCCCCGUGGGAGCAGGCAAAGGAAAACAGGUUGCCAGGACUCGGUACCUGGGCAGCAGAGUGUUGGCUCAUCGGAUUGACCACCUGGUGCCCAACACCCUGUACAGGGUCGGUGUCCGGGCUCUGUUCAGCAGGACCGAGGGGCCGGAGGUGAUCCUGACUCACCACACAGCUCCUUCUGGAGAUUCCAACCCCAUCCCGACCAUCCAAGACCUGAGGGUUACCGACACUGGUGUCAACACUUUGAAGCUGGCUUGGAAAAGCCUUCCUGGGAUAAGUCACUACAAGAUAUCCUGGGAGCCAUCCAAUGGUGACUCGGAAUCCUCCCAGCUGGUCCCGGCAGAGGCCGUUUCCUUCGCGAUUCCCAAACUGAAGGGCAACACCACCUACACCAUCUCCGUGUCCGCAGUGGGAAAGGGGCAGGAGGGAACCCCCACGGUCCUCACGGCCAAAACCUUGGAUUUGCCCAAAGUGACAGAAUUCACCGUGCAGGAGGCCGCGGAUUCCAGCGUUUUGUUAUCCUGGGAUGCCGUUCCUGGAGCAUCCCUGUAUUUACUGACGUGGGGAUUGUCCUCAGCUCCCGCUCUUUCCCGGGAAUUGUUACCAGCAGCUUCCCAAUCCUAUCGGGUGACUGGGCUGAGCUCCAAGGAAAUGUAUUUUUUUUCCAUCAAACCAAUGUUUGGAGACUCAGCGGGACCGGAGACGACGCUCCUUGGACAAACAGCAGGAGCUCCCAGGGAGCCACCAACUGCUCCAGUGGCUCCUGCACCGUUGGAUACGAGGGAAUCUCCAUCCGGAUCUCCCAGCAGGGUGGGGACCACUCCUCUCCCAGUGCCCACCAGUACAAAGCUCCCAGAGCCCCCAGUAUGGACCAGCACGGUGUCGGCACCGCUGACAACCCCGCCUGGGCCCAUUUGUGGGAAGCUCAAGGCAGACGUUGGGUUCCUGGUGGAUGAAUCCUCGAGUAUCGGCCAGAGCAACUUCAAUAAAGUGAAGGAUUUCCUCUUCCGGAUCGUUUCCUAUUUCCCCAAGAUUGGGCCUGAAGGGACACAGGUUGCUGUUGCUCAGUACAGCGAGGAGCCCAGGGCAGCUUUCCACUUCAACCAACACCGCGACCGCAACGGAGCCCUCAGAGCCAUCAAAGGGCUGAGCUACACCGGAGGCAACACCAAAACAGGCCAUGCCAUAUCCUACGUGCUAAAGGAAUUAUUCCAGCCCUCCAGAGGGAUGAGACCAGGCUUUCCUCACAUCCUGGUGCUCGUGACCGAUGGACAAUCCCAGGAUGACGUGGUGUCCCCAGCCAGAGCAGCCCAUGCUUUGGGGCUCCGUGUCGUUGCUGUGGGGGUGUCAGGAGCUGACCCCGUGGAGCUCCACAAGAUCUUGCUGCAGCAGAACCCCCAGGACGUUUUCUACGUCAGCACCUUCGAUGACUUCCCCCAAAUCCUCCAAGAGCUGAUAGAAGCCAUUUGUUCUGAUCCUCGGCUUCCAGGAACCCAAAUCCCACUGGGAAAGAUCUCCAGGGGCUCAGCAGCUCACAGGGGUUAUGACCCCCACACCACAAAGGGAGAGAAAGGGGAGCGGGGUCUCCCUGGGAAGGACGGCAUUCCUGGGCUGCCGGGCAGGCCGGGCCGGCCGGGUCCUCCAGGUCCCGCUGGAAUCAUGGGGCUCCCUGGCAGCCAAGGUGACGUUGGAUCUCCAGGCUAUCCAGGGCCCACGGGGCCAAAAGGAGACAGAGGAGAGCCAGGCUAUGUCCUGGGAGGAGUGGAGGUGAUUCCUGGCCGGAAUGGGCAGCCUGGCCCCCCUGGACAGAAGGGGCAGCCAGGGGUUCCUGGGGUUCCAGGACCACCAGGUUCUCCAGGGCCACCAGGAAUCUCCAUCAAGGGUGAACCAGGGGAUUCAGGAAUCAGGGGUCCCCGUGGGAGGAGUGGCCUCAAAGGUGACAGAGGAGACACGGGAGAGCCGGGAAAGCCUGGUUUGCCAGGCCCUGUGGGGCUCCAUGGGGCUCCUGGACUGCCUGGACCACAGGGAGAGAAGGGAAUGGCAGGAAUUGGCAUUCCUGGCACUGCUGGCAUGAAGGGGGAAGAAGGAGAGCAGGGAAUGGUGGGACCUCCAGGAGCACCAGGACCAAAGGGAAUUCCAGGACCUCCGGGGCAGAAGGGAGACCAAGGAAAUCCAGGAUUUCCAGGUGCUCCAGCCUUGGAGAUUUUGGGACCUCCAGGCAAGAAAGGUGUCAGGGGAGAUCCCGGACCAGCUGGACCACAAGGAGACAAAGGAAUCCCAGGAGAAAAAGGGGAGAAGGGAAGUCCAGGAUUUGGAAUUCCCGGCCAGCCUGGGCUAAAGGGAGACAUUGGUGACAGGGGAAAUGUGGGAUUGUCUGGGAAGCCAGGUCAGAAGGGGGAGAGAGGUGAACCAGGAGUCCCUGGAAAACCAGGAGAGGCUGGGCUCAGAGGAAAAGAUGGAGAAGCUGGAGUCCCUGGAGAGCCAGGAGUGAGAGGAAUCAGGGGUCCUCCUGGAAUCCCAGGACGACCUGGAGAGCAAGGAAUGAAAGGAGAUCCAGGAGAACCUGGAAAGGAUGGAGAUCCUGGGAAGGACGGCCUGAGAGGUGAAAGAGGCCCCCCAGGCCCAAAGUUGAAGAGCACAUGGAAAAGGGUGGAAGGAGGAAUGGCUUCGGAUCCCACACAUCCAAAAUCUUUAGAGGGAGAACCUGGCCCUCCAGGAAGAGGAGUGGAAAUGAAGGACCUGGAGAGGCUUUUUGAAGCGUACGGGAUCAAGCUGGCGCUGCUGAGGGACCUCUCCGACGCGAUCCUGCGGGACGGGCUGGACGGGCUCCUGUGGCACCGGGGCGGCUCCAGGACGAGCAAAACUUCCGUGGAAAACCAGGCAGCCGUGCCUGUGACCGAUCCGCUGGUGUCCGACACUUCCCGCGGUGUCCCGGCCGGCACGGAGGCGACAGGAGAAGGACAGAGCCUGGAGCUGGAGGCUCCGGAGGUGCCGCUGUCUGGAGGAUUCCCUGAGAGUUUGGCUGUGCCCCCACCACAUCCAGGAGAUCGGCAGGAAAACCAUUCCCUGGAUCUCCUCCAGCCCUUGGAGGAGAGGCUGGAAGGACAAGCCCAGCAGGACACCAGCCAGGAAAAUGGGAAUUCCGACAACGGCUCCGCGAUCCCAAGGCACAGAUCCAGGAGAUCUCAUGAGCAUGCGGGACACCCCACAAGGAUCCCAUUCCAGAGCCAUCCCUGUGAUCCAGGAGGAAGCACUGCCCCUUCCCUGGAGGAUUCACCACCAGCUCAUCCCCCCGGUGCUCCAGGAGCUCGGAAAUUCCCGUCGGGAUCCACGGCAUAUCCAGGCCCUCAUCAUCCAAGGAGAAUUAAGAAGGAGGGAAGUGGCCCAGCAGAUCCCUCCUCCCGUGGCCCAAAGGGAGAAAUGGGAGCUCCUGGAUCCCCUGGAGACAAAGGAGAAAAGGGAGAAACGGGAGCUCCUGGAGCCCGUGGAGACAAAGGAGAAAAGGGCGCCAAAGGAGACCAAGGGGAAGAAGGUCAAAAGGGAGAACCAGGAAUUGGGUUCAGAGGUCCCAUUGGCCAGGCUGGGCCACCUGGACUUAAGGGCGAGCCAGGGGCUCCAGGACCUCCAGGAGCUCAGGGCAUCCAAGGAAUUCGUGGCAACGCCGGCACUCCCGGAUCCCAGGGGGACAGAGGGGCUCCAGGUGUGCCCGGAAUUCCAGGAGAGAAGGGGGAACGUGGGAGGAGAGGCCGGAGUGGAUCUCCUGGGCCCGCGGGACCAUCGGGAUUCCCAGGAAAAGAGGGAAUUCCUGGGACACCUGGACCCAAAGGCAACAAGGGAGAAGUUGGUGUUGGAGCUGCUGGUCCAAGAGGUCCCCAUGGAUUCCCUGGCCCUCGGGGUGACGAGGGCAUCGUGGGAAUGCGGGGUCCCCCUGGAAUGAUGGGUCCAAAAGGCUUCCCAGGCAUGAAAGGCCAAAGAGGUGAUCGGGGACUUGUGGGACCAAAGGGAGAACGAGGUGAAUCCAUGACAAUUUUUGGACCUCAGGGCUACAAAGGCACCAAAGGAGAUCCCGGUGAGCAGGGACUGCCAGGUUUUGAUGGAGACAAAGGCGAGAAGGGAGAGGACGGACCCGUAGGAGAAAAGGGAAUCAAAGGAGAAGCUGGAUCCAAGGGAAUGAUGGGACUUUUCGGGAGCAGAGGACCCGUUGGACAGAAGGGGGAGCCAGGAGAACCGAGCUCGCCGGGAUCUUCUGGUGCAGCAGGACUCGAUGGGAAGAACGGGAUCAAGGGAGCCAAAGGUGACAGAGGCCUUCAGGGACAGAAGGGGAAGCCGGGAGGGAAAGGUGACCCUGGGACCACUGGUGACACCGGGCAGAAAGGGACAAAGGGCUUGCGAGGGCUUCCAGGCCGGAUCGGCGCUCCCGGAGCCAAAGGCGCCAAGGGAGAAGUUGGCAGUUCUGGAAAACCAGGAAUUCCAGGAUUGAAUGGACAGCAUGGACCAAAGGGCGAACCAGGAGCCUCAGGGAACGACGGCGCCUCGGGAAUUCCUGGGGAGAAAGGAGAAAAGGGAGCCAAGGGAGUUCCUGGACUGGGAGGAUUCAAGGGACAAGCGGGAUGGCCUGGGAAGCCUGGAGGGGCCGGAGCAGCUGGACCUCGAGGGCCACAGGGCGAGCCAGGCCCACAGGGUCCACCAGGGAAAAGAGGGAGAUCCCAGCUCUGCCUCCAGGGACCCCCGGGCAUGGAUGGGCCAAAAGGAGAAGCGGGGGAAAAUGGUCCCGCCGGGCAGAAAGGAGCCAAGGGAGAUCCGGGCCUUUCCGAGGAAGAGGUGAAGGAAGUGCUGAGGAGUGAAAUGAGAGGGAUUUGUGGUUGUGGAGGCGAGUUGGGAAGGAUGUCCAUGGAAAAGGGUCUGGAGGUGGCUGAAGCCCACAGGAGGCUCCAAGGGUAUUCCCAGCCUCGGGAAUACACCGGGAAUGGUGGAAACUGGGAAGAAAAACUUGGCACAACUCACGGCAAGACCGCGGUGCAGCCCUUCGUGGAGCCACCUCCACUCCUUGCAGCCCCGGCGCAGCAGACAACGGGAACCUCUCAGCGAGAAGGCGACAGCCAAUUACCAGCCCGGUGCCUGCAGCCCAUGGAUGAGGGCUCCUGCCAGCACCAUUCCCUGCUCUGGUACUUCCACGGCCCCACCAGCUCCUGCCGGCCCUUCCUGUUCGGGGGCUGCCGAGGGAACAGCAACCGCUUCCCAUCCCGGCGGGAAUGCGAGCGCCGCUGCCAGAGCUCCCCAGGCAGAGGGAGAUGAGCGGCUCCAAGCGCUUCAUUUAAAUCCAACGGGAUUGGGAGGAGUCGCUCUGACACCUCCGGGGUGGACAAGGAAAACAAACACCAAAGCGUUGGGAAAAAAGAUGUCGGAAAACUGGAAUUAUGGACGUUAUGGGAUGAGGAGAGGGAAACCUCUGGCUGCUCGGGAAAAGGAGGAUGGGAAGGGCAGAAUUCCUGAGCCAAACCAGGUGGCACAAAUUCCCGAAUUUUAUUUUUGUAAAAUAAAAGUGUCUCAAUGCUGUGGA